AUGACGAACUCCGAACCUCAAAUCAAAGAGGAACCACCUCUGGAAACCAAAAAGAAAGAGGUCUCGAUCGACGAUUUGUACCGAAGAUCGUCUCAAUUUCAACUUUGGUCAUACACCAUCGAGGAACUCGAUAGCGUGAAACGAAGCACUCAUGAAGAUGGCCGAAUUGCCGCCAUCGAAAGAUUCAACGAGGUCAAAGCUACUAUGAGCAAGGAAAAACCUGAAGCUUUUCAGCAAUAUUCGGACGAGUUAACAUCUGAGAAGCUACUAAAUCUCAUUACCUUCGAUGAACAGCAAAAAUACCUACAAUUCUUUGCACAGCAGAUUAUCCAGACAUGCACGCAUUUCCGAAUGCCUACCCAAGUGAAGGCCACGGCAGUGUCGUUCUUUCAAAGAUUCUUCUUGAUCAACUCCCCAAUGUCAUACCAUCCCAAAAACAUCGUCUUCACUUGUGUCUUUUUAGCCGCAAAGCUGGAGAACUAUUUCAUAUCCAUAGAUUCAUUUUGUGACCUUCUUCCAAAGACGGAAAAACUGGAUAUUCUCAAUCUCGAGUUCGAUGUCUUGCAAUCACUUAAGUUCACACUUCUUGUUCACCAUCCAUUCCGUCCAUUAUAUGGCUUCUUCCUCGACCUACAGCAGGUACUUUUGCAUCCGUCUCCCGUUAUGAGUGAUGUCAAUAUUGAUGUUAUUGGAGGAUUAUACGAUCAAGCCAAAAGAUGGCUUAAUGACCAUGCGCUUAUAGGCGACGUCCUGUUCUUAUUCACACCACCACAGAUAGCAUUAGCAGCAUUGUUUGACUGUAACAGCAAGGUGACUGGCAGAUACUUGGCGGAGAAAUUCCAGAAGACUAAUAAAAAGGUGAAACUCGAGACCAUAAACGAGGAAGUUCCGAAGCAAGAAGGCGAAAACACCAAUGAGUCUGGUGUCUCGGAGGAACCAAAAGAAGCUGAUAUUUAUGAACAAUUGUUGGAAACAAUAAAGCUGUGCAUAUCAGUGGCAAAAGCAGAGAUAGAAACCAGCCGUGAAGAGUGCAUUCUGAUAGAUAAAAAAUGUGUCUACCUUUUGAAUCCUGGAAAGGUUAUCAAAAAGAAGAUCAAAUCGCUCUCCGGUGAAUCCACCUCCAAAACUGCCUAA
This is a messenger RNA of Candidozyma duobushaemuli, 1134 nucleotides long. RefSeq names its product TFIIH complex kinase subunit. NCBI's taxonomy places the organism in Eukaryota, Fungi, Ascomycota, Pichiomycetes, Serinales, Metschnikowiaceae. Gene Ontology annotation, biological process: regulation of transcription by RNA polymerase II; regulation of cyclin-dependent protein serine/threonine kinase activity. Gene Ontology annotation, molecular function: cyclin-dependent protein serine/threonine kinase regulator activity. The coding region runs from base 1 to 1134 and encodes 377 amino acids. Gene Ontology annotation, cellular component: transcription factor TFIIK complex; nucleus. The record is from RefSeq and is a predicted model, not a curated record. The transcript has a single exon.